AUGGCUGAUAGACAUAGUGUCAGAAAUGUAAAAAGUAUUACUGUCAGUGGUGUAGUUGGCAAUGCCGAGUUCAAGAAUUGCUAUAAUGGAUCUGAUAUUGUCACUAUCCACGAUGAAGAGAAGACCUUACAUCGAUUAGCUGCACGAGCUCAAAUUAAUGAAUGGCAGAUUGAUAAUGAAGAAGAUGUAGCUGAAGACAUGAUUACUUUAAGUUUGGCAACCGGAGUAGUAUGCAGAAGGACAGCUUUAGUUGGUGUAGAUCAAGAUAUGAAACCUGUUGGACAUAAUUCAGAGAUACAUCCAUCAGAAAUUCCACAAGGGCAGUUCUAUGCAAAACGGGCACGAAGGCAUGCACAACCACAAGCUUUGGGUUCUACAGUUUCUAGUCUAUUUGGCUCAAUGAUAAAAGCGGUGUCUCCUCAUAGUGGUGAAUUUCUUUCUAGCUCGUCCUCAAGGGUAAUUUUCCUUUGAACACUCAAAGUUGGUGUUCAUAUAUGUGUAAUAUAUAUAUAAAUGCUCAAGAUCUAUUCAAUAUCUCAAGUGUUUGUAGUUAACUGUAACUGUAGCAUAUCUAGAAACAAUCCCUAGGAAUAUACUCCAGUAUUUUCUCGAUAUAACAGCCAAAUGUUGCUUUCAUGUACUAGUCACUGACCAUUCAUAACACCAAAUUUAUUGAGUUCAGUCCUUUCUUUAUUUUUACUUUUAUUUUCUGUGAGG
Messenger RNA from Macrobrachium nipponense, 717 nucleotides. RefSeq lists its product as uncharacterized. The coding region runs from base 1 to 471 and encodes 156 amino acids. The record is from RefSeq and is a predicted model, not a curated record. Lineage: Eukaryota; Metazoa; Arthropoda; Malacostraca; Decapoda; Palaemonidae. The transcript is spliced from 6 exons.